Centruroides sculpturatus (bark scorpion) is the source of this 1293-nucleotide messenger RNA. Its product is annotated as glucose dehydrogenase [FAD, quinone]-like. Gene Ontology annotation, molecular function: flavin adenine dinucleotide binding; oxidoreductase activity, acting on CH-OH group of donors. The record is from RefSeq and is a predicted model, not a curated record. Lineage: Eukaryota; Metazoa; Arthropoda; Arachnida; Scorpiones; Buthidae. Bases 336 to 1226 code for a protein of 296 amino acids. The transcript has 7 exons.
GAAUAUAUUCCGACAUUAUAAAUUUCAUGUAUUGUGCAAUAUGAGCAAUUCUCAGUAAAUUAUUUGCAUUUAUUCUUUAUUUUACAGCAUUUUAUAUUAGUCAAGGGACCAUCGAAAACGGAAAAAGGAAAAACUCUUAUACAGCAUACAUCAAGCCAAACUUGCAUCGAUCUAAUUUAAGAGUGGUGACUUCAGCACUGGUUACUAAGAUAUUAAUAGAUGAAUUUAAAGAAGCGAAAGGAGUGAGUUACGAAUAUUUUAACGUUACAAAAAUAGUAUACGCUAGAAAAGAAAUAAUCAUCUCUGCCGGAACAGUUAACACUGCAAAACUGCUUAUGCUGUCUGGAAUAGGGCCUCGCCAGCACUUACACGAAUUAGGAAUUCCAGUCGUAGCCGAUUUGCCUGUCGGAAAGAAUUUUCAUGACCAUGUCACCACUUCUGUCAUUUUUACAAUAGAUAAACCAUAUUCUUUACACGCGCUAUCACUCACGCCAAAAGAUAUUACGGACUAUAAAGUUCAUGGAAGAUGUCGUUUGACUUCCUUAGCUGGGGUGGAAGUCUUAGGAUUCUUGAGGACUUCCGUAGAAAAGGAAGGUUGGUCGGAUAUUUUAGUUGCCAUUGCUGCAAAUUCAUUAUUAUCUGAUACAGGUUUGCCUCUUCUUACACCUCAAGUGGGUCUUAGAAAAGAUGUAUACAUCAAUGCAUUUAGCAGGUAUAAAUUCAAACAUACUAUUUCCUGUACCCCAAUUUUUGUACGUCCGAAAAGUCGCGGUAUCGUUAAAUUGAAGUCUGACGAUCCCUUUGAUCAGCCCAUAAUUAAUCCCAACUAUUUUGCCAAAAUAGAAGAUCUCCUGUCUUUGAUAGAAGGUGUGAAAUUCUGCAAAGCCUUCGGGAGGACACAUUCCAUGAGAGAAGUUGGGACGAAGGAAAUUAAAUCUGUAUUCCCUAUGUGUGAUCAUUUCCCUUACAACAGCGACGAAUACUUGGCGUGUGUGUUAAGAGUAUUCACAGGUAGCCUUUACCACGGUAGCGGUACUUGUAAGAUGGGCGAUCCUUACGAUCCUAGGACAGUUGUAGAUCCAAGUCUAAGAGUAAAAGGCAUAAGGAAUUUGAGAGUGGCAGAUUGUUCGGUGAUGCCUACUCUAGUGGCAGGAUUGCCUCAUGCAACGGCUGUCAUAAUUGGAGAAAAGGCAGCGGAUUUAAUUCGUCUUGAACCUUAUAGUUGACCUUUACAGAUUUUAAUUGUUUUAUUCUCCUUUAUUGUUUGCAUGUAAAGUAUACAGAUUAACCUAA